AUGAACGCCCAUGCGCGAACCAUCAACCGGAUGCGACCAUCGCUGGCAUGCGUCCCUUGUAAACGCAAAAAGGUGAAAUGCGAGAAGCAGAAACCGGAGUGCGCACAAUGCAAGCGGACCACUACGUCUUGUGUUUACGAUAAUCCCGGGGCGGACCCGCUUGCCAAGCGCCAGGGAACAGUGAGCAGAACACGAACCGAGGGGCAUCUCUCCAAGCUUACGGGCAUGACGACGAUCAACCAGAGCAAUGGGCAACGGCAGAGGGAGCAGCCGUCACCGCCGCCGCCGCCGCCGCAGCAGUUGAGCCCUCUCAGUCAUUCUAUGGAGUGGGUGGACUUCUCAGAAACACGAGACAUCGGCAUAGCUCCACCUCAGUUCGAUGAUGCAAUGAAUUUCCUGGAAGCCGAUGGCCGCAUACUUACCCCGUACAUGAUCACCAUGGAGGGGUUCGACCCACCCAGGGACCUGAGCGACAUCUUGCGGGCCGAAUCCCGGAGCAUGGAGCUCGAUCGCGCAAUCACCAGUCAGCGAGACUCAGACUCAGCCCCCAUGGCAUCGCGGACAACGGGGACGACGGGGCCAGACAGCGAACAGCACUACUACCAAGCCCCAAGGAAGAACAAUCACCAUUAUUCGCAGCGGGCGAACCCGAAGCAAGACAGGCCCCAUCCCGGAAACCAAGGUAGCUGGGGGAGCACGACUGGCACGAGGACCUCUGCCGACAGCAGCUCCGAUCCCACUCCCGAAGACUCGGACCAUGAAGCGCACAGCAUUGAGAUGGACGACUGGGAGUCGAAGCCGUGGCGGUAUAACCCAGUGGAAGCCGGACACCUGCGGAUGUCCGGCUUUCCCAGCGAGGGGAAACUAUACCAAGGGAAUUACUUCGCCGCGCCGUUUUGGCUGUGGUCCUGCAAGCAGGAAUCCGACGCCAUGCUCGUGAUGCACAGCCUCUUUUCUGCACGCCAGAUCAAAUACUCCCAACACCGUCGUCAGUUCAGUUUGGCAAGAUUCGUAGGAUGUCUCCCUUCCAAAAGAAUGUGCGACGUGCUCCUACGCGCGUUCCUGGUCGGCGUCCGCCCGCUCCUCCCGCUGCUGUCCGUGUCGAACCUCGAAGCGCGGUAUCAUGCCUUCUGGGCGCAGAAGGAUGCUCUCAGCGACACCGCCAACGGCGUAAAGGCAAACGAUAACGAACUUUCCUUUGUCUGCUUGCUCUGGUGCGUGCUCUUUGGAGGCGCCGUGUCCGCGUCGCCUGCCGCGCUCUCCGAUGUGUCCUUUCGCGUGGUAGACCGGAUGGCGUUCAAAAAGCACAUGGGUGCGAAGGCAAAGGAUGCCAUCCAAGCGGCCUGUGGAAGAGACCUGCAGUUCCCCUCGCUUGACGGGCUCGUGGCGUCGCUGAUUCUCUACCACUGCGACUGGACCAUGGACCCAAUGGUGGAGGAGCCACCCUUCAUCGCCCGCUGCUUCCAGGCCGCCUGCAGGCUGGGUCUACACCGCGAGGCGGCUUUGAUCGCCAUGCCCUCGUGCGACGCCGAGAUUGGCCGACGCGUGUGGUACACCCUGCUCGAGAUGGACGUCGUGUCAUCGAUCCGCUGCGGCCUGUCGCUGUCGCACUGCGGCAUGGAGUCCUCGUUUGACACGCGCGAGCCGCGUAACGGGCCCGACGACUUGGCGUCGACUAUCACCGCGGCGCAGUGUCGCAUGACGCACGUCCUGCGCCGGAUUCUGGAGCGGUCGCGGGGCGGCGAUGGCUCCGCGCGCCCGGACAGCGACCUGGCGGCCGCGAUAGAGCAGUUUGACAGCUUCGUCGAUGAAGCAGCGGCCCAGCUUCCCGUCCGCGGCCUGCCGGAGCGGGGACAGAUCUCCUCGCAGCUCCUGGGGGCGAACCCGCUGACACAUGCGGAAUUGUACCUCGAAAACACCCGCGAGGCCACCGUGUUGAACGCCUUCUGCCGGAUCAGGCUGAGAAUGAUGAAAUACACCGUGUCCAUUGCAUUCAACCGUAUGUUCUUGGACAAGACACCGCGGGAAGGGGAGGCGGCCAGACUAAUGAGUUGUCAAAUAACGAAUUGCGUCCAAUUCCUGCGCAAUUACUUGCAUCUCGCUGGAUUGCCAGCCUUUGCGCCCUACCAAUGGUACUGCCCGGGCCGGCUCAACGCGUGGCAAGAGUGUAUGGUUGUUCUCUCAUUCCUCCGGAGCAACUCGCGGAUAGGACGGUCACGACAGCUCCUUUUACAUAUCCUGAGCGAUAUGUUCGACAUGUCUGACAUGUUAGCAAGCCGGGAACUAAAUGGUCUUCAAGGGAAAGUGGAAUCUGGGUGCCCAUGGGGAGAGACGUGGGCGGGCAUGCGUCGGCUGUACGAGCAGGUGCGGAGCGGAGUACAGGACCCGAACGACUACGAAAACGUCGCACAGCUUGGCGCGGAGACGCGCUUGUGGUUCUCGUCCGACUGGGACGACCAGUCUGGGACUUUUGAGGCGGAGAGUGGGUGA
Emericellopsis cladophorae is the source of this 2490-nucleotide messenger RNA. RefSeq lists its product as uncharacterized. Gene Ontology annotation, cellular component: nucleus. The record is from RefSeq and is a predicted model, not a curated record. The coding region runs from base 1 to 2490 and encodes 829 amino acids. NCBI's taxonomy places the organism in Eukaryota, Fungi, Ascomycota, Sordariomycetes, Hypocreales, Bionectriaceae. The transcript is spliced from 4 exons. Gene Ontology annotation, molecular function: DNA-binding transcription factor activity, RNA polymerase II-specific; zinc ion binding. Gene Ontology annotation, biological process: regulation of DNA-templated transcription.